AUGUCUCAAGAUUUGACGCAUACGGUGGAAGAGAUCGAGCGGAUCGUGACUGCUCCCUACGCCCCAUCGCUGCAGGAUCUAUAUGAGCUGGUCCAGAGUAGGAGUUCCUCGACAAUCAAUUGUUGGGCGCUUCAAAAGCCUUGCCAAAUUGGAUUGUUGGCCGAUGUACUGGUAGAAAGUCUGUCGCGGUCGCGAAUCGCUCUUCCACUACUUUCUACCUUUGCUUCCGAUAUCACCUUCAGAAAUGCUGUCUUACUCCGUCAUCCAGUAAUUCUGGAUGCUCUUCUAGAAAAAGCUGUUGAUGGUGGUGAAUCUGAGUAUCAGCUGGCAUGCAUCUCUUUGCUCUCCAAUCCCUUGCCAGCAGGGCUUGUGCCCCCUGCUCGACUUGCCAACCUUAUCACAUGUCUUGUCUCCGCUAUGGCCCGCGACCCAAGCGCAGAUACGAUCGCACCAUUACAUACCUUGAUGAAUGGACUUCAAGGGUGCUCACUCCUUCGGUAUGAUGUUCCGACUGAGGUCAUGUCUAAUAUGCAGGUGGAGUUCACGAAAACUCUGCGCAACCUGGAUGACCAUAUGGGCAACCUCUUGUGUCUCGCAACAUUUGCACGCAUUGCAUCGAUUCGAAAUGAUGGGUUUACUAAUAAACACGGACCAGGAGACCCAUCGUGGCUUCUUAAUAUUCGGCACUUCUUCGGACCAAAGCGUGGUCUCAAAACAUUGGACUUGGUCGUUCUCCGGGUCAUUCUUGCCUGCUCGUCGAACUGUAACAACUUGACACCGCCGCAAGCAGCUGAAAGUAUUCGCCUGGCCAUUUGUAUUGCCGAAGCUAUUGAGCCGGAGCAGAAACAGGCUUGGAUAGCUGGAAACUCGUCCAAGGUUGCUAAGCUGUGUGAAAAGGUUGCUCGAGAUGGGCUGGAUCGGGAGAUCCAGAUGAUGGGACUUGCCUUUUUGUUAUCUCUUCUCCCUGCAGCACAUCUUCCUUGUCAUAUUCGAGAACUUGGAUUGCAUGUUCUUAUAUCAAAGGGGAGUAGAGGCGUGAUGGGGGUCAUGCCACCACAUCUUAUUCAACGUAUGGCGGAAUCGCUGGCUUGCUCUGAGAAAUCAGCCGUCUAUCAUCUCCUAAGAUUCAUUUUUGAAGUUGUCCAAGAGGGUGAUCUACCCGGUCGGAACUCACUGUCUGAUCUGCACUUAGCCAAUUUGAUUCUUGCAGGUUUUCAGAGAUCCCAAUCCCCAGUGUUAAUUGAUGCUCUUCUGGACUCGGUUUCUACUAAAAAUUCCAUCCUCGGUUUGCUUGGCAAUUUUCCAGCCAAGCCUAACCCUACUCAGUGCCAGGGACUAGAAGCUUGCUCUUGUGCUAAGACUGGACUGCAGAACCAGCUUCUGAUCAAUCUGUUCGAUGUUUAUUUUGCUGCUGUGCUUUCAAAGGGUGGGAAUAACAGAGAGAUUCUCGUUUUGAAGUCUUUCAUUGAGCAUGCUGGGAAGACAUUCACUGGCGAUGCCUGUCCAUUCUCCACGUCUGAUCUGAGGAAUUUCCGAUGUUCAGUAUCAUUGAGGAACAGACAGGACUUUUCAACAACGGAGUAUCCAGUUCGGGAUUGGCGAUCUGGUAUCAAUGAGGCAUUGAUGCAAAAUGCCCAAAGUACCAGCGCGAGCAUGGUGAAGAAGAUCGAGGAUACUUGUAUCGAUUUGGAACGUCGCUGUUAUGAUGUCGAAAGACCUUUGCGUUUCGCAGAAGAAGAGCGCGACCGUCACAUUUUGGAAGCCAAACAGCUCAAACAACAGAAUCAGGAUCUGGAAAAGCAACUGGAACAUUCGUUUAAUGGUAUUUCGGAUCUUCAGCAAAGUUUUGCUCGUCUCGAGGGACAAGCUGAAAACGCUUGUGUCCGUGCCGAAGAGAUGUCUGCCGCUCUGGAAUGUGCACGGCAAGAGCUCGAUCAGCAGCGACGCCUCUCUGAAGAAGCUCUCCACCGUGAACAAGAAAACUCUUUUGUCCGUAUUCAAGAAUUGUCUGCUGCUCUCAACUCUGCACGGCAGGAACUUGAGGAGCAGCGACUUCGUUCCACGGAAUUAACCCACCGAGAACAAGAAAGCGCCCGAGAUCGAGAAUUAGACUUGCUUGCAACUUGCACUGAGAAAGACGAUCAGCUCGAAGAGCAACAGGAAAAGCUCAAGCACCUCCAGUCUGAGGUUCGGCAAAUGCAGCAGGCCUUGGAAGAAUAUUCCAGAGAACAAGCCACAUCAAAUCAGAAAUCCGUCUCUUUGCUUAGGGAGCUUGCGGAAACUAAUGCUUUGUUUGAAGACAACAAGGCUCUUUGCUGCGAGAAAGAGCAUGAAAUCCAACGUCUUUUGGCGGAGACUGAAAACAUGCAGAUGGAGAUCGACAACAUGAAAAUAAUGAUCGAUGAGCAGAAUAUGGAAUCCAAGAAGCUCUGCUUUGCAUUGGAAGGAGCAGAAGAAGAGUUGCGGCUUAAACUAGAAGCCACGAAACAAGAACAUGAAAUAGAGCUUUCGAGAGCCACAUCAGAGGUCCAAGCCCACAAGGAGGAGAUCGGUCGACUGCAUACGGCAAUGCAGCUCGCCGCUCAAAAUGCGUCUAAGGAACACCACUCAAAAGACAAACGUAUCCACUUGUUAGAGAAGAAGAUUCAAUCUCUUCGAGACGAGCGAGCCAGCAAAGCUCGCGAAUUUUCCGAGGCACAGCAACACAUCGGCAGACUCAUGAACGUCAUGGGAUUCACAGCUAAACCAAUGGAACCACCUGUUUCUACCCAAGAUCAAGGAGCUGAAAGUACAGAGCGAAGACACUCAAAAAAUGUGCGCGAGUCUGCAUAUGACGAUGACGAGAGCCAGCUAGCUGAGUCCUUCGAUGGACUGGCUUCUAAUGUCCUGGGUCCCAGCCCCAAACGGCCAAAGGCCAAUCGGCUCUCAAUAAAUCAGGGAAUCCUGCAACCACCCAAGACUCCCGCUAACGGGUCUUCUAAACAGAGCUGUCCGGACUCUAUUAAACAAUGUGCUCGUCAACCCCUUGGACCAAGGGACUGUAAUAGUCCCCGCAAAUUGCAGUCGAGCCAGGCUUCUAAACAGGGCCAAUACUCUGCGAACCAUCUGCAGGGUAUUGAUUUGGAUAUGGAUUUGGAGUUCUCGAAGGACUUUCUUUUCAGCAGCACGGCCUUUUCUGGAUCGAAUGACCAAAUCGGUCAGCAAUGA
Molecule: messenger RNA, 3207 nt
Organism: Penicillium pulvis
Lineage: Eukaryota; Fungi; Ascomycota; Eurotiomycetes; Eurotiales; Aspergillaceae
Exons: 9
Coding region: 1-3207 (1068 amino acids)
Source: RefSeq, a predicted model, not a curated record